AUGAACGAGAUAGAUGUCGAUGAAGCCGAUAUUCUUGUUCUUUCGCAAGGGCUAGAGAAAACUAGUAGGCUUACACAUCAGGUAAAUAAGUCAUUAGCGAAGAUAUCGAAGACUUCGGCUCAAUCGAGUCAGCUAUUUGGCCCGAUACUAGCAAGAAAUAAUGUUCUCAAAACAUUACAAAGAAAUAUCGAUAGUACCCUGAACUCGGUGGCAUCAGUAAAAGAUUUGGCAAAUGAAGCAUCAAAACAUGAGGUUCUGUUAAGGAAAGGUAUUGCGAGCUUAGGUUUGAAACCAUUUACGGUCGAACUACACAAAUUAGAAGACAUGUACCAGGACAUGAGUGUAGGAAAUUCGAGGCAUACUGAAAAUGCAGAGUUUCAUGGUAUUUUGAAACACUUAAAAGAAAUGAUAACAUCGUCAGAGGAACAGUUAGAAUUGGAAUUUAUUCAAAUACUGAAAAGAAUAGAACCAUUUGAUCCACAGAUAAAUAUGGAGAAGAAGAUACCAUUUCCUUACUAUUCAGAUGAAGAUAUAUCACAGAUGUUAAUUAUUUUUAACUACUUUUAUGUGAAAUCAGAAGACUCAAGAAUGCAGGAUAUUUUUAUCAGAGAGAGAGGAGACCAAAUGCUGAAGUCAAUGGCUUUUAUGGAACCAUUCGCAAAAAAGGUAACUUCAAGCAAAAAUGCUCCUUAUGAGAAAGGUAGUAGUGGUUUCAUUAACUACACUGAGGCCGUACUUGGAUUUAUUGCUAAUGAAAGGUCCCUAAUAGAUGAUGUUUUCUCACAAUUUGCAGAAAUAAAACCUAGAGUCCUAAGAAAUAUUUUGGAUCCAAUAGUUGCAGCAUUUUGCAAGGUUUUGAUGAGUGACUUAAUAUUUGUCAAGUCAAACAUCGAUAAUGCUGGGUUGUUCAGUUUUGAGCUUACUGAGUGCAUUAGUGGAGUCCAAAAAAGUGUUAAAGGGAUGAACUUAAAAAAUCAAAUGCAAUUGAUUGAUGCUGACAAGCAAGUCAAAGAUGUAACAAGAUCUUUGUUUAAAGAUACAGUUGAUAGAAUUAAAUCAAAAACGAACCAGAUGACAACUAUCCCUUCAGACAAUGGUGUUACUGAAGCUACUGUUGACACAAUGUCGAGGUUGAGAAAGUUUAGCGAAUAUAAAACAGGAUGCUUGGCAGCAAUGGAAAGCAUAUCGCGAGAUGUGUGGCUGUCUAAAUCGUUCAGAGAAAAAGAGUAUACGAUCCAAAGUGCUGCUAUUGCAGAUAAUGAAACAGCGGCUUCACUUUUAUCAUGUUUUUUAAGUGAUUGUAUUGACACUCUUGUAGCAAAUCUUGAAAGAAGAGCACAGACUAUUUUGAUGCCAAAUCAAGAACCAGAUGUUGCUAAUCCAAAUAGUGCCAGAAAUAAGUUUAAACAAAGGAUAGGUUUCUUAGUAUUGAUGAACAUGACAUUAGUUGAGCAAAUAGUCGAAAAAUCAGAACUAAGCGUAAUGCUUGGUAAUUUAGGCAAAGCCAGAAUAGAAAAACUAAAAAAGAGAUAUGUCAACUACCUAGUCGCAGAUUGGAAGGACUUAACUGUCAACUUAAUGGAUACCGUUGUUAUUGAUAGUGUAGGUAAAAAAUCGAAAGACAAAGAACAAAUUAAAGAAAAGUUUAGGAGGUUUAAUGAAGGUUUUGAAGACUUGAUAUCAAGAACCAAACAAUAUAAACUCUCUGAUCCAGCAUUGAAACGCCUACUCAAAAGUGAAAUUGUGGCUUUAUUGAUGCCAAUGUAUGAUAGAUUCUAUGGCCGGUACAAGGACUCAUUCAAAAACCCUAGAAAGCAUAUUAAAUAUACACCAGACGAUAUUACGAACGUCAUUUCGCAAACUUUGAGGUAG
Nakaseomyces glabratus is the source of this 1872-nucleotide messenger RNA. RefSeq names its product GTP-Rho binding exocyst subunit EXO70 (gene EXO70). Gene Ontology annotation, cellular component: exocyst. Gene Ontology annotation, molecular function: phosphatidylinositol-4,5-bisphosphate binding. Gene Ontology annotation, biological process: exocytosis. The record is from RefSeq and is a predicted model, not a curated record. Lineage: Eukaryota; Fungi; Ascomycota; Saccharomycetes; Saccharomycetales; Saccharomycetaceae.